This is a messenger RNA of Phacochoerus africanus (Common warthog), 1745 nucleotides long. RefSeq names its product coiled-coil domain containing 28B (gene CCDC28B). Lineage: Eukaryota; Metazoa; Chordata; Mammalia; Artiodactyla; Suidae. The record is from RefSeq and is a predicted model, not a curated record. The transcript has 4 exons. Bases 169 to 795 code for a protein of 208 amino acids.
CCACUCUAAAAAAAGGCCACUUUCUCUUUAAAUGCAAAUUACCUCCUGCAAGCUCAGCUUCCACCCUUUCCGUUCCCUAGUUGGAGAGUGCUGAGGUCGGAGGGAACCCACACUGAAGCAUCACUCCAGACCCCAAACCUCCAGGGCCUGAGGCCUAGCCAGCAUCCAAUGGAGGACAAAAAGAAGAAAAGGAGCCCCAAGCCCUGCCUGACCCAGCCAGCCCAGGCCCCAGGCACCCUACGCAGGGUCCCAGUGCCCACCAGCCACAGCGGCUCCUUGGCCCUGGGGCUCCCUCAUCUGCCAUCCCCCAAGCAGCGGGCCAAGUUCAAGAGGGUAGGCAAGGAGAAAUGCCGCCCGGUGCUGGCCGGAGGUGGGGGCGGCUCUGCAGGCACCCCCCUGCAGCAUUCAUUCCUGACGGAGGUGACGGACGUCUAUGAGAUGGAGGGAGGGCUGCUGAACUUGCUCAAUGACUUCCACUCAGGCCGGUUGCAGGCCUUCGGAAAGGAAUGCUCCUUUGAGCAGUUGGAGCACGUGCGGGAGAUGCAGGAGAAGCUGGCCCGGCUGCACUUCAGCCUGGACGUGUGUGGGGAGGAGGAGGAAGAGGAGGAAGAGGAGGACGGGGUCGCUGAGGGGCUGCCAGAGGAGCAGAAGAAGACCAUGGCUGACCGCAACUUGGACCAGCUGCUCAGCAAUGUGGGUCAGGGCUGGGUGCUUCCGUUCCUGGGGACACUAGGCGUUGUGGGGGCGCGGGGGGGGGGGAACAUGCUUCUAAGACCAUUCCUGGUCCCUGGGUGAAAAGCUGGAGGUGCAUGGAACCGAAAGCUCUGGGCCUCUAAACCCAUACCAGAAACCCCAGACCAGAAAGCUCCUGACAGAAACCUUUCUCUCUCUGUUUUCAGCUGGAAGAUCUUAGUAAUUCUAUGUAUCCUUUCUAGGGGACUUGACUGUGUAUAUGCAGUGCAUGCCUCAGAGAUAAAAUCAGCUUCUGCCUCCCCACCACCCUCCAGGAAUGUUCACAUGUAAUCAACAUCCUUAUCCCUUUAGUCAUACUGAGUCAGAAUUAGCCACAAACUGCCCCUACCCAGGUAGAGAAGUACAUCAAGAAUUCCCUAAAUAUUAGAGAAAGACAGUUGUGGGGUUUGCCUGCUUGUCAGUGUUUGCAAGUAACUUAGCUGAUACCAUUCCAUGGCGAAUCUUGUCUGAUAUCUUCCUACUCUUCAGCAUUUUUACUUACAUUAUCUCUGCAUCUCAUCCUACUCAGAAGUAGUGGCAGUCCAUGCACCUGCAUGAUCUAAACCAAAAGCAAAGGGGGAAAGCCACCUAGGAAGAAGGGCAGAUGAGGAGUCAAGCCCAGACCACGAACCACCCCAGAGUCCCUGGCCCCUACCCCUUUGCACAGUUGGGGGAAACUAAGCCUGCGGAGGUUGGGAAAAUAGGGUUGGAAGGACUGGGGUUCAAAGCAUCACAAUCCUGGACUUCCCACUGUAGCACAGUGGGUUAAGAAUCUGCCUUGGGAGUUACCGUGGUGGCUCAACAGAAACGAACCCGACUAGUAUCCAUGAAGAAACAGGUUCUAUCCCUGGCCCGGUUCAGUGGGUUAAGGAUCUGGUGUUGCCAUGAGCUGUGAUGCAGGUCACAGACUCGGUUUGGAUCCCGCGUUGCUGUGAUUGUGGCAUAGGCCAGUAGCUGUAUCUCCUAUUUGACCCCUUUACUGGGAACUUCCAUAUGCUGCACCUGUGGCUCUG